AUGAAAACACCUUCAAAAUCCAAGCUUUUCACAACCAUAUCAUCAUCACCAUUCUUUGCUUCGAUAGAGUCCACGGAACCAGCUGAGCCGGAAAAUCAAGGAGAGAAGUUUGACUGGUAUGCGAGUGGUAUCCGAGUCAUGCUAAUUUAUGAUUUGGACAAGAGGGUGCCAUAUGCAAAAAGUGUGAUGGGUCUUGAUAUUGUGGUGUGGUGGGAUAAAAUGAGACUAUAUGGAAAGUCUUUAAUGAUUCUUGUCCACACGGGUUAUCUUUCCGAGAAGCUUCGUAUGGGCAAUCUGGAGUGCAAAGAUGAGGUUAUAGUGGAUUUAUUUACUGGAAUAAGAUAUUUCACAUUGCCAUUUCUUGUUAGGGCUAAAGGAAAAUUGGUUUAUGCUUGUGAAUGGAAUCCUCAUGCUAUUGAGGCACUAAGACAUAAUCUUGAAGCAAAUGCUCGUCUCCGGUCGGUGGAAUUGCUAAUCGAUUUUGUCUUGGUCUUCUUCCAACAAGUGAGGGCGGUUAGACUACUGCUUGUUAGGGCAUUAAAGCCAAAGCGAAACAAGUUUAUACUUGUGAAUGGAAUCCCUAUGCUUGUUGAGGCACUCGAGACAUAA
Messenger RNA from Dovyalis caffra, 609 nucleotides. Lineage: Eukaryota; Viridiplantae; Streptophyta; Magnoliopsida; Malpighiales; Salicaceae. The record is from the annotation of a GenBank genome assembly.